GUGACUGGCCUGCUGUGUGACUAUCCCAAGCCCAAGAAUCAGUGAAGAACGCCCGAAAGUAUUGACAAACGUUCGUCUGUGGAAUAAACUCAGUUUCAAGCUUAUUUUUUGAUAGAGUGAUAUUGUAGAGUGAAAAAUGGGAGCUUCUGCAAUUCCAGUGGUGUUCUUUACCGCUCUCUGGGGUGGAGUGGGCAUCGUACUCCCUUUUUUCGUUCCAAAGGGACCGAAUCGUAGUAUUCUACAAGUUAUUCUGAUGCUGACAGCCUUUACGUGUUGGUUAUUCUGGUUAUGCUGCUACAUGGCACAAAUGAAUCCCCUAGUAGGUCCCAAGCUGGACGGCCACACACUCCUGAUGAUGGCACGUGAAUGGGAUGAAAUGCAAAUAAUAUCGAAUGCAGUUACAACGGAUCCAACCAAGCCCAAGAUCUAGACUAUUCCACUGUUAAUUCCUUUUACUCCAAACUGUUAAUUUACCGUGAGAAAUACGAGUGUGUUGACCAUCAUUCCUGAGAGUUUAGGGGAGAACUCCCCAUGUAUAAUUGUGAAAAAUGUUCAGAGUAUUCAUCAUCGAUUAAUUUUAUUUAUCAAAACAAAGAGUUAUUUCGAGUCAAUGAUGUGUAUAUAAAUAUAACCUAUUAUAGUUGAAUAAAAUAAUUGUCUGGAUGA
This is a messenger RNA of Diachasma alloeum, 666 nucleotides long. RefSeq names its product V-type proton ATPase subunit e 2. Gene Ontology annotation, biological process: proton transmembrane transport. Lineage: Eukaryota; Metazoa; Arthropoda; Insecta; Hymenoptera; Braconidae. The coding region runs from base 137 to 430 and encodes 97 amino acids. Gene Ontology annotation, molecular function: proton-transporting ATPase activity, rotational mechanism. The record is from RefSeq and is a predicted model, not a curated record. Gene Ontology annotation, cellular component: plasma membrane proton-transporting V-type ATPase complex; proton-transporting V-type ATPase, V0 domain. The transcript is spliced from 4 exons.